AUGGAUUUACUAGAUCAGAUAGAGGAUUAUUCAUCAAGUCAAUUUAAAUCAAAUAAAAUAUAUGAGCAAACACAAGUAGACCAUCAGUCAUCACAAUCACCAUCACAAUCACAAUCACAAUCACAAUCACAAUCACAAUCACAAUCACAAUCACAAUCACCAAUACUAUCAGAAUCAGACAAUGAAAAUAAUGCCUUGGGAUUUAAUAUUAAUAUUGAUUCAAUAUCAAAUGAUUUAAAUGAUAAUUUAGAUAUUCCAAAUUUAAAUAUACUUAGUAAGAUUAAAAAUAGAUUACUUGGUGGUCAUCAACAGAAGGAGGAUGAAACAUCAGAUACUCAAGAAAUACCUAAACCAAUUACAACUUUUCAAAAACUACCACAAUUAAAAGUUGAUGAAGACGAAUAUAAGACUCGAAAUACGCGAAUUAAUGAUCAAACACAAAUUAUUCCAAAGUUACCUACUACUAAUAACAAUAAUCAUAAUAAUUUUGAUGUCUCAAAUUCUUCAACUCAGAUUAUAAAGCCAAAAAAGACAUCAGACAAAUUGGAAAGUUUGUUUAUAUCAGGUGAUGAAGAAGAAGAAGUUGGAAUACCACAAAGACUAACCAAAGAAGAAAGAGAUUUAAAGAUACAAAAAUUAAUCGAAGAAAAAAAACGUAAAAGGUUGGAACAAGAAAAAGAAUUAGAAGCUGAUAUUACAAGACAAUCAAUUAGCGAUGAAGAACAUGAGUUAAAUCAAGAGGCCAAUGACAGUGUCGUAUAUUCACAUUUUAAAGAUAAUAUUUCCAAAAAAGAAUUGGAAAAAGCACAAGCGUUUAUUAAUAUACAAAAACGUCAAAUUGAUAUUAAACCUACAUUUACUAAAAAGAAUGAAUUUACAAAGGAGAAAUUUAUUCAAAUGUUUUCAGAGGACGAAGAUGAUGAAAAAGAAAUCAAGCCAGAAGAAGAAGAACAACAAGAAGAAGAAACUGAAAAACCAUUAUCUCCAACUGAUGACUUGGUAAAAUCAAGUCCAAUAACUUCACCCAUUAAAGAAACAAUGGAUUUGUUUAAGAAGCCAAAUAGACAAAUUCAAUCCAAACAUCCGUUAGAUAUGUAUGCAGAAAAAUUGAGAAGAGAAUUAUUGAGCUCACCUAUAAAUGGAAAUGAAGAUAACCAACAACCACGAAAAAAUACAAAAUUAAUAAAUUUAGAUUCAGAAUCAGAUCAAGAAUUAGCUAAUUCAUCACCCAUUAAAUCCAAAUCCAAAACUUCAAUUAUGCAAAAUUCAAAAUUUUCAAACGACGGUCAUGAAUUAGAUAUUAUACCAGAAUUGAGUAAGGAACAAAGAUUAAUAAUAAGACAAAAAUUUAUGAAGAAGAAGCUCGAUAAACAAAAAGGUUCAAGAAAGAAAACUGAUAACUCAAAACUGCAUUUUCUACAAGAUUUAAAAGCCAAAAAUAUAAAUCAAUUGAAAAUGGAAAAGAUAAAUAAUCCAGAUCAUGCAAUUUUGGAAGAGAUUGAAAAAGAUGAUGAAACAAUGACAUCUUUAUUAGAACGUGAAAUUGAAAGGGUAAAGAAUAUUAGAAGAAAAGAAAAAUUACAAGAAAGAGCUAAAUUGGAAUUAAUAGGCAAAGCAUUAACUCAAAAGGAUAAUCAUAAAUCAACAGAAAAUGAUGUAGAACUUUCAGAAGUUCCAGAUAGUGACUAUAAUUCAGAUGAACAAGAAGAAGAAGAGAGUUUAAGUGGUGAUGGGAAUGGUGAAAAUUCAGAGGAAGAAGAAGAAGAAGAAGAAGAAGAGAGGAAUAAUCCAGGUUCCAGAAGUGAUGAUAGUUAUAUGUUUGGAGGAAACAAUACGCAAGAAGAACACGAUGAUAAUCUUAUACAAACAAAUGACAAAAUUAGUUCACAGUUUGAUGAUUUAAGUCCAAUUCCACCUCAAAUUCGAGAACCAACUCAAAUCCAACCAUUUACACAAACACAAGUUGAUAAUACUCAAAUUGACACUUUAGCUCCAACUCAAGUAAUAAAGCCAGUGUAUCAAGAAGAAGAAGAAGAUGAUGAUGAUUUAAUAACUCCAGCUAAUGUCAGACGUGGAAGAAAAAAGAUACAAAGUAAUAGAAUUAAUUUAGAAGAAGAUGAAGAAAAAGAAAUUGAAGAAGAAACCGAAGAAGCUUUGAAAGAAAAAAUCAAGAUGUAUGAGUUGAAAAUACGAAAGAAGGAAUUAGCAAGCCGUAAAAAGAGAAUAGAAAUGGAAAGAAAAGGAAUAAGAAACAUAGUUGAAGGUGAAGCUGAGGAAUCUGACGAUGAAUGGAAAGGUCUUGGUGGUUUAGAUGGUGAAGUAUCCGAUAUUGAGAAUUCAGAUGAUGAGAAGAUGAUUGACAACAAUUGGAAUAUUGAUAUAAAUGAUGAAGCUAUAAAGACAAAAUUUAUGGAAGACUACAAAAUUAAGGAUCAAAAGGAAUUGGAAAAAUUAUUGAAUGAUAUAAAGAAUCAUAAAUUAUUAAAAAAAUCAAAUUAUUCAAGUUUGGAUAUUGAAUUAAGUGAUGUAGAAGAUAAAUUCUUAGAUGCUUAUAGAAAACAAAAAUUAUAUGAACAACAACAAAGAUUAUUAUCAAAUAAAAAGUUACAAAAAUUGACAAAGAAUGAAAAGUGUAAACCAUUUUUUGAAAGUAUACAAGAACAAAACAAUAUAAUCAAAAUUGAUAGUGAUAGUGACAGUGAACAAGAAAAGGAAGAAGAAGCAGAAGAAGAUCCAGAUUCAUUAGAAAAAGAACCAGUUAAGAAGGUUAUACGAAUUGAUGAAUCAUUUGUUCAAAAACAAUUAUCAUUUUUAAAUAGUGUUGAUCAAGAUGAUUAUGACAUUGUACAAAAAUUUUCAAGAUAUCAACAUGGUUUAUCUGAUUCUGAAGAUGAUAAUUUACAACAAUUAAAAACAAAAUCAAUUACAAAUUUGAAUAGAAAUGAUAGUACAAUAGGUGAAGAAAAAGAAAAUACUCCUGCUUCAAGCUUGAAAAGAAAUAUUUCUUCGAUUUCCACUGAUGAAGAUGAAGAUGAUGAAUUUUUACCAAGAAUUAAAAAACCGUCAAUGGUUAACUCAUUUAGAUUAUUUAAAGAACAACAAAAUGUGUUGAUUAAAGAUGGAAAACAAUCUGAAUCAUUUUCUGGUGUUACUAUUAGUAAACAAUAUAAAGUUGUCUCGGGUUCAAAAGCAUCAAUUUCUUCAUUAACAAAUAAACAAAAUAUUCAAAAGAAACAAGUGAAGAGUUUAAAAGAACGUAAAAUUGAAGAACAAUUGAGUAAAUUUAAAAACAGAAGCUCGAUAUUUAAUAAUACAUUUGAAUAA
This is a messenger RNA of Insectozyma verbasci, 3324 nucleotides long. NCBI's taxonomy places the organism in Eukaryota, Fungi, Ascomycota, Pichiomycetes, Serinales, Debaryomycetaceae. The record is from the annotation of a GenBank genome assembly.